Blastocystis hominis is the source of this 1299-nucleotide messenger RNA. RefSeq lists its product as hypothetical. The transcript has 3 exons. Bases 1 to 1299 code for a protein of 432 amino acids. Lineage: Eukaryota; Bigyra; Opalinata; Blastocystidae. The record is from RefSeq and is a predicted model, not a curated record.
AUGGUCUGGGACUGGAGACGGCCGGAGGGAUGGCUCUGCAACGCGGAUUGCUUGGAGGAGACGCAGGCCGUGUUCGCUCCCGCGGUUAAUUGCUCUGAUUCGGGGAGUUAUUGCGUGCUGGUGUGCAGUGGACAUCGAUUGCGCUGUGUGAGCUUGAAUGCGGCCGCUUCGGCUUCUACACGGUCGAUAGCGGAUUUGAAAGCGACGAUUGCGAAUGCAUGCAUGAGUGAGGACGGGAACUUGAUAGCGAUGACAACGAAUCUGGGAGAUGUGCUGUAUGUAACGCACACGUCGAAGCUCGUUUUGAGUGGAAAGGAGAAGGUCACUGUGUUGGGGCUGGAUUAUGGGCAUAUCGAUGUGUUGAAUAAGGAGCAGGGCGUGCUGCGGUUAGGCAAGAGCAGUUUAAAUAUGAAUAAGACAAACAAGUCGGAUGCGUACUGGCUAACUUGCUGCAUUAGUGGUGAUCAGAAUCGAUAUAUUUUGGGCUAUGGCGGUGCGAACAAUGUUUUUGUUGUAGAAUGUAUAAAUUGUUUUUGUUUGUUUGAGUCGUUUAGCAUGAGCAGUUGGUCGUCUGCAAGGAACAGUAAAACACCUCCCAAAAUGAAAAGUAAGGAAGUUUGGACGAAACUCGACGACGAUGAGGAGGACGACGACGAUAUUAUAGAGGAAGAGCCUGAGAUUGAUUCCACACAAACAAAGAUACAGAUAGCCAAGAACAAGAUCAAGAACGUCUUUAUGAAGGAAGAGAAGGAUGAGAAAGGUGAUGAGAAGUCCUUGGGUGACCAGCUUAAAAAGGUAAUCCCUUUCGGCUUGUCUUCUGGAUGUAUGCUGGGUGGAAUGCUUAGUAUGCUGGAUAUAUACGGUGUUGUCACUAAAAAAGGACAAUCAAAGGCUACUAUGAUGCGAGCAGCGGCCCGUGCUGUUUCGCUCAACAUGCUCUCCAUGGGAGGUUUCUUCACCGUCUACCAAGUGGUGAAAACAACCAUGGAGGUCAAGCGAAGGAGCAGCGACUUCUACAACAACAUUACUGGAGUUUCGGUCGCUUUGCUUCCCUUCAUAAAAUUCCCCAACUUCAAGCAUUACGUCGGCUACGCGCUUCUCCUUGCCGGUUUAGAUACCUUUGGUGAUUGGAAGCGCUGGCAAGAGGCGAGAUCAUCUCAGUGCUUUGUUUUUUGGAACAAACAAGCCAUCGAGAGGCAAUCUUUGAUCGAAUUUCCUUGCAAAACACAGCGGAAAUCUCCUGAGGGUCUUGAAAUUGGGACUUCGUGUCCUCCAGAUUCCUGCAAAACUACGCCCUGA